Messenger RNA from Puccinia graminis f. sp. tritici CRL 75-36-700-3, 3368 nucleotides. RefSeq lists its product as uncharacterized. The transcript has 2 exons. The record is from RefSeq and is a predicted model, not a curated record. Bases 112 to 3321 code for a protein of 1069 amino acids. NCBI's taxonomy places the organism in Eukaryota, Fungi, Basidiomycota, Pucciniomycetes, Pucciniales, Pucciniaceae.
CAUCAGCAUUCUGUGCAGUACCAACUUUUUACCCUACAUACCUCAAUCUUAUCCCACCAUUUCCUCCCGCCCUACCUCACAACAAACAAAUCCCCCACCUCAUAAGUAGUCAUGGAACCCCAACAAACUUCCUACCCCUCCAUCUACACAAGCUGCUUCCUGCGUCCUGCCAGCACGAGCCGAAACGCCAUGCCUGGUAGGAGUCAGCGCACUCCUAGCCCUCCACCAAGACGGAUCGCAAGAUGUUCCACCUCAGCCCGGAUACCUUCCGGGCUUGCCCAAUCCACCGUGCUCGACACCAACGGGAAUGUCCUCCACCGCUCCCGGGUCGAACCAUACCGAUCAGUCCCUGAAGCGCCCAAGGCAACUCAGCACGGUAACCCGGUCUUGGGAGCAUAUGGCAGGAAUCCCGACCAAUCGGACAGAGGCAUUGAGCUCAUUUCUCCUACGGCAUGCCCUCUCAUUCUCGCCCCAUCACCCCCUUCCCCAGAUAACGAGUUUCCCGCGCCACCGCCACCGCCCCCAUCCCCUUCCCCGUCGACCCGCCCCAUCUUUUUCUCCCGUCCAUUCACUCCGGCUGCCCCUGCACCCUUCACCACUUCUGCCCCUCCUCUCGCAGCAUCGCCGGAAUCUUCCUCCGGCUCCUCUUCCUCCUCUUCAUCAUCGACGGACUCACCUCCCUGGUCGUUCUCCACUAUUGCCCCUCCUACCAGACCUACUUCCCCUCAAGGCGGUUCGCGACCAUUGUCGAUCUCACCGCCAGAGUCCGUCGCUGGAGACUCUCCACCCUCAACUAUAUUUGGCUCGCCGCCAACAUCACCGACCUUCCCCCGGUCAUCCAUUCCCCAGCCGGGACUCUUCCCGGCUUCCACAUCUUCCUCCAACCCCACAUCUUCCUCCAACCCCGCAUCUUCCUCCGGCCCACAAGCCUCUUCGCGUCGGCUCCCAUCUGUCCGAUCCUUUGUGCCACCGGCUGAGGCUGACCCAGCCACACACGCUCCCUCCGAAUCUUCUGCUUCUGCCCAAGCCUCUUCGGGGGCUUCAGCAGCGACAGACUCCUCACGAUGGGGAUUUCUCGGCAUAGGGCUCCCUUCCUUUCUUCGACCGGCUGAAACCUCUGCGCCCGAAACUGAAGCCCCUAGAGUGGCAAUCGACCUAACCCAGCCAGCUUGGGCGCGUCUCUUGCAACCACUAAUCCUCCCCAACUUCAGAAGACCUGAUGGUACCUCUUCGCGAGGCCCUUCGGCGUCAUCAUCACGAGCUCCUUCGGCAUCAUCACGAGCUCCUUCAGCGUUAUCACAAGGGCCUUCAGCGUCAACAUCGCGAGCUCCUUCGGCACUAUCGCGGGGCCCAUCGCGAGUUCCUUCGGCGCCAUCACAGCGUCGCUCGCGGCAAGGCCUACGGGUCCGAUUCUCAUUGCCGUCUGACUCAAGACCUUCUUCUUCGGCCUCUUCAUUGUUAGACUCAAGUGAGGCUCCCCCCGCCUCUUCGACGUUGUCUUACUCGAGACCCUCUCGCUUCGCCCCUCUCGCGUCAUCGGCCUUAUCGGCUGUUUCCACCACCUCAACGCGAGGGUCUCCUCCUCCCCAGCUUCCAACGCUGUCCCACUCAAGACCCUCUCGCUUCGCCCCUCUAGCGACAUCGGCAUCGUCGGCCGUUUCUACAACCUCAACGCGAGGGUCGCCUCCUCAGCUCUCCCCUCGCUGGGCUGCAGGACUCUUCACCCGGCUGCCCCCGGACUCCCCUCCUCGGGCAUCUCCCGUGGUGUCGCCUAAUGCACCCCCUCGCGAAUACCUCGCAUCCGUCCGAGACAUAUCGCCGCGGGUUUCAUUGGCCUUCUCCCAAGCGGUCUCACGCCGUCCUUCACCUAUCGCCGUCCCUUCUAGCUCCCCUUCUCCACCGCAAUCACCACGGCCGGUCGUUCCUCUACCGACUGUUUCGCCAGCCCAGGCCGCUGCAUCCCGGCGCCCAUCCCCGGCUUCUCCAGCCCAGACCGUGGCAUCACGGCGAGCAUCACCUGUUUCGCCAGCCCAGACUGUGGCGCCACGGCGUGCAUCACCCGUUUCGCCUGCCCACACUGUGGCAUCACGGCGUGCAUCACCUGUUUCUCCGGCCCAGACUGUGGUAUCACGGCGUGCAUCCCCAGUUUCGCCAGCCCAGACCGUGGCAUCGCGGCGUGUAUCCCCUGUUUCUCCGGCCCGUACCGUCGCAUCACGGCAUGCUUCUCCUGUUUCGCCAGCUCAGACCGCCCAAUCACGGCCUGCCUCCGCAACACGCGCCCCCGCUCCCUCCCCUUCUCCACCUCCCUCGCCAUUGGCCCAUCGCUCUCCAGCGAUUCAACCGGUGGUUACAUCUCGACUGCCUGUCUCGCCAGAGGAAGACCGGAAGCCCACACAUUCACCGGCCCCAAAACCUCAGGCUAAGCCAUCGGAAGCGGCUCCGAAGCAACCGAGCACCAAGUCAGUCGCCGCAAGCAGCCGAACUGCAGCGAAAGGCAAAGCAAAGGCGCCAGUCGCAUCGGGCUAUCAAACCCGAUCGAAAAGAAAAAGGGAUGCAGAAGGCGCGGCUGGCCCCGCUCCAAAGCGUCUCGAGGCUGACAAUCCGCCUGCGAAAGCAAAGGGAAAGGGAAAAGCUCCUGUCCGAGGCCCGGCUCAAGCAUCGGCUUCGACUAGCAAGAAGCGCUCCGCCCCGGAUGAAGCUCCAGCCAAGGAAAGUACUAGUCGGCCUGGUAAAGUCGCCAAAGGAAACUCGAAGAGCCGUGUCAAAAUCAAAAAAGAGGAAGAAGAGGAAGCGGUUCUACCGGAUGCCCCGCCAGCCGCCGAACCAGCUCUAGUACGCCGGACAGCAGGCCGAGCACCUGCCCCAGACAAGGGCAAGAAACCUGCUGGCAAAAAGACGCAGCCUAAAGCCAGCCAGCCGAGCACCAGUCGGUCGGUCGGAAGCGGGAAAGCAGGGCAACCUCCGGCCAAAGCCAAGGGGAAGAAGGCUGCAAGCAAGACGAAGGAGCCCGCAGUCAGCCAGCCGAGCACAAGUCGAUUGGUCGACAGCGGGAAACAAGCCAGACAGCCUGCCAAAGAUAAGGGGAAGAAAGCUGCGAGCAAGACGAAACAGCCCGAAGCCAGCCAACCGAGCACAAGUCGGUUGGUCGACAGCCAAGCAAGUGGGUCGAGAAACGCAGCAGGAUCUUCAGCCACUUCCGGGUAUCUCACUCGAUCGAAGAGGAAAAGAGACCCUCCUGCCCCCGUUGAGAAAGCUCCAGAGCCCAAAAGCGGAUCGUCCAAGCCUAAGCCGAAGAAGCCCCAAGGCAAGAAAAAGAAAUAGACACACUGACUGCUGACUCAUUGCCAGUGCGAAAUCCUCAGUUUCAC